GUCAAACGUUCAAGGAGUAAAGGCGGCCUAGCAGGCCCUGAUGGGACCAAGUCUGUCUUUGGGCAGAUGUGUGCUAAGAUGAGCUCGUUUAGUCCCGACAGCCUCCUCCUCCCCCACCGCGUCUGGAAAGUCAAGUUUGUGGGUGAAUCUGUGGAUGACUGUGGUGGAGGCUACAGUGAGUCCAUAGCCGAGAUCUGUGAAGAACUGCAGAAUGGACUCACCCCGCUUCUGAUCGUGACGCCCAAUGGGAGAGACGAGUCAGGGGCCAACCGCGACUGCUACCUCUUCAGCCCUGCUGCCAGGGCGCCUGUGCACACCAACAUGUUCCGCUUUCUGGGUGUGUUACUGGGCAUCGCUAUCCGGACUGGGAGUCCCCUGAGCCUCAACCUGGCCGAGCCUGUCUGGAAGCAGCUGGCUGGGAUGAGCCUCACCAUUGCAGACCUCAGUGAGGUUGAUAAAGAUUUUAUACCUGGGCUCAUGUACAUCCGUGAUAAUGAAGCCACCUCAGAGGAGUUUGAGGCCAUGAGCCUGCCCUUCACUGUGCCAAGUGCAAGUGGCCAGGACAUCCAGCUGAGCUCCAAGUACACACACAUCACCCUGGACAACCGUGCAGAGUAUGUCCGGCUGGCAAUAAACUACAG
Neomonachus schauinslandi (Hawaiian monk seal) is the source of this 641-nucleotide messenger RNA. Its product is annotated as E3 ubiquitin-protein ligase HERC2-like. Lineage: Eukaryota; Metazoa; Chordata; Mammalia; Carnivora; Phocidae. The record is from RefSeq and is a predicted model, not a curated record. The transcript is spliced from 4 exons. The annotation marks the transcript as partial. Gene Ontology annotation, molecular function: ubiquitin-protein transferase activity.